Molecule: messenger RNA, 4449 nt
Organism: Sebastes umbrosus (honeycomb rockfish)
Lineage: Eukaryota; Metazoa; Chordata; Actinopteri; Perciformes; Sebastidae
Gene: rps6ka4
Product: ribosomal protein S6 kinase, polypeptide 4
Exons: 18
Coding region: 925-3321 (798 amino acids)
Biological process (GO): protein phosphorylation; intracellular signal transduction; regulation of DNA-templated transcription
Molecular function (GO): ATP binding; protein serine/threonine kinase activity; magnesium ion binding
Source: RefSeq, a predicted model, not a curated record
ACCGACCGUCGCCCAGGUUGUAUCGGAAGCAUCCUGGUGUUAGCAGUUAGCAGUUAGCUGUUAGUUAGCUAUCCGCUGACAACAAAACUACAAAGUGAGGUGUUCAUAUGUUUUUAUUAUAAUGGGCCGAUUAUUAACUCGGCUCUAGUGUGGAGACAAAGAAGACAAGGACCUACCCAAAGUGGCCUUUUUUCCACUAUGGUUUGAUGGCUGAUAUGUGAAGAGCUAACUAAACAUUAGCGUUAGCAUUAGCGUUAGCUAACGUCCAAACUUUGACGGGCAACAGCAGCAAGUCGUUAGCUAGCUGCUAGCUUGCUAAUUCUAGCAUUCCAGGUAACAUAGCUUGUUAUUGUAGCAAGUAGGCUGACUAUCUAGCGUCGUAAUAACGCGUUAUUUCCAUCAUUCGUCCAUGUAUAACGUUAUUACUAAGUAAUGUAAGUAAUGACUUCUGUUGAGCAGCUAAUGCUAACGUUAGCCACUUUAAACUUCACUGUAAUUAACAUGUAGCUACACGAGUGCUCAUCGCUCCUCUUAUAGUUACUAGUGAACAGCAGCUAGUAAACAAGCUGUAAUCUGAAUAGCACGUUUAUCUGUCUCUUAUAGUUAAUAGUGAAAUAAAGCAGCUAGUAAACAAGCUGUAAUCUGAAUAGCACGUCUGUGUUUAGCUGAUUGAUUUCGGCCAAUCACAUGUAGAUCAACAGCAGGAUGUCGAAGGCAUUGGGAUUAACGUUAGGACAGCAGUAUUGUCUGGAAAACACAGCUGUCUGGUCGUUUCGGUAAUCCUCGUGUUCUCCACAAUGCAGCUACAAUAGAUGUGUUGUAAUAGCUGAGCUUGUAGUGUGUGACAUCUUGUAAACAUUUGGCUACCUAGUUCGCAUUAAGAAGCAGUCUGUAUAGGCUAUUAGUCUAUUUCUUCUUUAAGUUAUGUCUGGGGACGCAUCUGAUAGUAGUGAUGACUCCGAUACCAAAACAAAUGAAAAGGCCUGCACCGUCAAGCAUCAGAUCACCAAUGCUAACCUCACGGGUCACACGGAGAGGGUCGGCAUGGAGAACUUUGAGCUGCUCAAAGUCUUGGGCACUGGAGCCUAUGGAAAAGUGUUUUUGGUCAGGAAGAACACCGGUCAUGAUGUGGGCCAGCUAUAUGCUAUGAAGGUGUUAAAGAAGGCAGCUAUCGUUCAAAAGGCAAAGACAACAGAACACACUCGCACUGAGAGGCAAGUGCUGGAGCACAUCCGCCAGUCUCCCUUCCUGGUAACGCUCCACUACGCCUUUCAGACGCAGAGCAAACUACAUCUCAUCCUGGACUAUGUGAGCGGCGGGGAGAUGUUCACUCAUUUGUACCAGCGGGAUCACUUUCCCGAGGAUGCGGUGCGGGUUUAUAUUGGAGAAAUCAUCCUGGCUCUGGAGCACCUGCACAAGCUUGCGAUUGUGUACCGAGACAUCAAAUUGGAAAACAUUCUUCUAGACAGCGAAGGCCAUGUGGUAUUGACAGACUUCGGGCUCAGCAAAGAGUUUCUGGAAGAAGAGAAGGAAAGGACCUACUCUUUCUGUGGCACCAUUGAGUACAUGGCACCUGAAAUCAUCAGGGGGAAAUCUGGGCAUGGCAAGUCGGUGGAUUGGUGGAGCCUUGGGAUCCUGAUGUUUGAGCUUCUGACGGGCGCAUCUCCUUUUACCUUGGAGGGGGAGAGGAACUCCCAGAGUGAAGUGUCAAAACGUAUUUUGCGCUGUGAUCCACCGUUCCCCUCUAUGAUCGGACCCACUGCUCAGGACCUGCUGAGGAAGUUGUUGGUGAAAGAUCCCCACAGGAGGCUGGGCUCUGGACCGCGAGGGUGUGAAGACAUCAAAGCGCAUAGUUUCUUCAAGGGACUGAACUGGGCUGACCUUGCAGAGAAGAAGGUGGCAAGUCCAUUCAAGCCAGAGCUGAAGAGUGAACUGGAUGUGGGGAACUUUGCUGAGGAAUUCACUGGGAUGGAUCCCGUCUACUCUCCGGCGGCCACGCCGCCAAGCACUGACCGCCUGUUCCAGGGUUACUCCUUUGUUGCUCCCUCCAUCCUGUUCAACAAGAACGCAGUCAUGGGAGACUUUGUGCAAUCCCAGAUCGGUGCUGACCGCCCAGCUUCAGCCUCUGUCCAACGCAGUGCAAUGUUAGAGGAAUCCCAGUUUUUUCAGCACUAUGAGCUUUGUCUUCAUGGGCCACCACUCGGAGAGGGUAGCUUCUCUGUGUGCAGGAAAUGCAGACACAAGCAAAGUGGCCUCGAGUACGCCGUCAAGAUCGUCAGCCGCAGAAUGGAGGCAAACACCCAGAGGGAGGUCGCUGCUUUGAGGCAAUGUGAGACUCACCCAAACAUCGUCAAGCUGCAUGAAGUCUACACUGAUCAGUACCACACAUAUUUAGUGAUGGAGCUUCUGCGAGGUGGGGAGUUGCUGGAGAGGAUCAAGAGGAAGAAACUGUUUGGAGAGGCGGAGGCCAGUCAGCUGUUGCAGAGCCUGGUGUCAGCUGUCAGCUUCAUGCACGAGGCUGGAGUCGUGCACAGAGACCUCAAACCAGAGAACGUGCUGUUUGCAGGCGAGGGGGAGGACUCUGUGCUGAAAGUAAUAGAUUUUGGAUUCGCCCGCCUGUGCCCUGCAGGCAGCGCCCCCCUGCAGACACCUUGCUUCACGCUGCAGUACGCCGCGCCUGAACUUUUUGAGAGCGCAGGAUACGACAAAGCCUGUGACCUCUGGAGUCUCGGGGUCAUUCUGUACACCAUGCUGUCAGGCCAGGUGCCGUUUCAGAGUGAGCAGCGGGGGAUGACCUCAUCCUUUGCUGCUGACAUCAUGCAAAAGAUUAAAGAGGGCGAUUUCUCAUUGGAGGGGGAGGCCUGGAAGGGCGUAUCGGAGGAUGCCAAAGAGCUUGUUAAAGGCCUACUGACAGUGGACCCAGAAAUGCGUCUCAAACUCUCUGAUCUGAAAGAGAACAGCUGGCUGCAGGGCGGAGCAUCCAUGUCCACCACUCCUUUGUGCACUCCAGAUGUGCUAGAGUCUAGUGGGCCUACUGUCCGCACCUAUGUCAACGCCACCUACAAGGCUUUCAACCGUGGUAAGAGGGAGGGCUUCUUUCUGAAAAGUGUCGACAACGCUCCCCUCGCAAAACGCAGAAAGCUGAAGAUGACGAGCACAGGUGUAGAGACCCGAUGGAGUUCAUCCUCUUCGUCCUCCUCUUCUUCCACCUCCUCCUCUGCCUCUGCCUCUGCAACAGCAUCCAAAGCACAGCCAAAGCAAACUCUCCCCCCAAAGCAAACUGUCCCCCCAAAGCAAACUGUGACCCCAAAGCAGAGCUAGCCUAAAUGGCAGGGGAGAGAACAGAAGGAAGAGGUAUGUGCUUAUUAGGGCAACACAUUGUCCUCCAGUGUCCAUAGGGUCACCCAGUUCCAUAAAAACCAUACUGACAAAUGGUUAGUGUUAAGUUUUCAAUACAAAAUUGAAUUCCACGUUUUAAAAGCAAAGCGACUUUGUUCACCAUGCCAUAUUCUCCCCAAACCAAACUGUAUUUUCCUGGAAUGGAUGGAAGAGAAGAUGGUAGAAGUCUAGUUUGGCAUCUUUAAGAUGCGCAGAAAUCUGUGGCCUUGAGCAAAAAUAUCAUUAUUCAGUAUUCACUUACCAUAAUAUGGUAGUAUCACACACUAAAAGUUAAAAAAUGAGAUAUUUACCUAUUUUCACUGUGGGUAAGAAACCGUGCCUGGCUAUAUAGGUACAAAGGGAAAAAGGAGCCAUAAAUGAGCAGAAGCCAUAUAUACAGCAACACAGUGAAUCCGUUGUGAAUACACACAAAUUUGCACACAGCAAAAGAAAAGUCCUUCCAAGAGUUUGCAGGCUUCACCCUUUGAUUGUACGUAUGUAGUUAUUUUGAACUUUGCCACACGUGUAAUGAUUGGCAGAAAUCAACAAAAGUUUGGCUACAGGUGCAGUGCCACAUGUUGGCACUCUGCUCUGUAAAAAGAUAAAAGUUUUGCUGUUGCACUAUUUGCAGAGAAUGUAAAUGAUCAAAUGGUCAAAAAAAAGGCAAAUAGCUGGAAGGAUGGAGCGCAGAGGGAAAUGAUGUGUAUAUACAUGUAUACAUAUAUGUAUGUACAAAAUCUUCUCUAUCGGAUGCAGUUUUAGCUGCCGAUCCUAACGGCCGGGACACAAUGGGAACGUCAGCAGCGCCUGGCGGCUGCGGAACCGGUUGUUUUUUCAUUUUGACGCCCAUAUUAAUAGUUUAGAGCAGCCACACUGCCUGCGAGAGAUUCGAGGUCUCGUCUAUUUUUACCGCGAGCUGCGCGCGGUUCACAUCAACAACAGACAAUGAAAAUGUUCUUUUGACAGUAUAUUGACAUCAUACCAGCAACAUUACUACAGUUUCAAUGUCUGUAUCUGUAAAAUAUGUCAUACAUGAAAAAAGUAAAGAUUUAUUUUUAAAUCAACACUUCC